Messenger RNA from Anopheles stephensi (Asian malaria mosquito), 2064 nucleotides. It is a transcript of the gene Ssadh, whose product is annotated as succinate-semialdehyde dehydrogenase [NADP(+)] GabD. The transcript is spliced from 2 exons. Gene Ontology annotation, molecular function: succinate-semialdehyde dehydrogenase (NAD+) activity. The record is from RefSeq and is a predicted model, not a curated record. Lineage: Eukaryota; Metazoa; Arthropoda; Insecta; Diptera; Culicidae. The coding region runs from base 223 to 1794 and encodes 523 amino acids.
UUGAUUGUGUCGUACCGUCCGCAUACGAUUGGUACUGUGUGCGCCAAAGUCGAGAAGAAUCUCGGGGCCACAGCUCGGUCCGCUCGGUUCGUGCUUCUAAUCAAUCAAAUAGUCAAUAUUGGCUUACUUUGUUCGCUCUAUCGGUCGCCUUUACCAAAAAAAAGCGUACACAUUAGAUAACGUUCCCGAUAGAAGCCGCGAUUCGUCGUACCGUUCGUGAAGAUGAUUCGUUCAGUUUUGGUCCUGCGCUCCGCCAGCAAGUGGUACGAUUCCGGAUUUCGUUCAAGUUUGAGCUCGGUGACGACGUUUACAGUGCGCGCGAUGCAUAGCAACAAUCCGUUAAAGCAAAGCCAGGCCUUCGUCAAUGGCCGCUGGAUUGGAGCCCGCUCGGGAGCAACGUUCGAUGUGCAAAAUCCUGCCAACGGGCAGGUUUUGGGUGCCGUACCGGACAUGAACCGGGAAGACGUACAGCUGGCCAUCGAUGCGGCGUACGACGCAUUCUAUCAGCCAAGCUGGCACAACAGUACCGCGAAGGAGCGAUCGGCGAUGCUGAAGAACUGGCACGCACUGAUGGAGAAAAACCGCCAGGAGAUUGCCAGCAUUAUGACGGCCGAAUCGGGCAAACCGUUGGUGGAAUCGUUGGGCGAAGUUACGUACGGCAACUCGUUCGUCGAAUGGUUUGCCGAGGAGGCACGUCGCAUUUACGGUGAAAUCGUUCCGUCGCCCGUAGCGAACCGGCAGAUCAUGAUGACGCGCCACCCGGUCGGUGUGGCGGGUCUGAUAACACCGUGGAACUUUCCGCACGCCAUGAUUACGCGCAAGGCGGCCGCCGCGAUUGCGGCCGGCUGUACGGUGGUUAUUAAACCGGCCGAAGAUACACCGCUGACGGCGCUAGCACUGGCCAGGCUGGCUGAGGAAGCUGGCUUCCCGAAAGGUGUUAUCAACGUGAUAACGAGCAGCCGUACGCAUGCAGCCGAAAUUGGACAGCUGCUAUGCGGUAGCGAUAAGGUGGCGGCCAUAUCGUUUACCGGAUCGACCGAGGUGGGCAAGCUGCUGUACCGGCAGUGUGCGGAUGGCGUGAAGCGUAUUGGGCUCGAGCUCGGUGGUAAUGCACCGUUCAUUGUGUUUAAAUCGGCCGACAUGGAGAAAGCACUGACCGGAGCUAUGAACUCGAAGUUCCGCAACUGUGGCCAAACAUGCAUUUCCGCCAAUCGAUUCCUGAUCCAGGACGAGGUGCACGAUGAGUUUGUGGAGAAACUUGUUGAGCGUAUCCGCAAGCUUGCGAUCGGCGAUGGUAGCCGGGAUGGUGUACAGAUUGGUCCUCUGAUCAAUCAAGCACAGCUCACGAAAGUCGAGCGUUUUGUGCAGGACGCAAGGGAGAAAGGAGCGACGGUACGCUGCGGUGGACAAACUUUGCCCAAACAUGGCGCACUUUACUACGAACCAACGGUCGUUACGGACCUGCGCGACAAUAUGCUCCUGUACAACGAGGAAGUGUUCGGGCCGGUGGUGUCGGUGGUACGGUUCAAAACGGAAGCCGAAGCCCUUGCCAUUGCGAACGGUACGCGCCGUGGAUUGGCCGGAUAUUUCUUCUCGAACGACCUGAAUCAAGUGUUCCGUGUGGCGCGCCAACUCGAGACGGGCAUGGUCGGCAUCAACGAGGGACUCAUUUCGGCUACCGAGGCUGCAUUCGGAGGCAUCAAAGAAUCGGGAAUUGGACGUGAAGGUUCACGCCACGGCAUCGAUGAAUAUGUCUACAUUAAAUAUCUCUGCUAUGGCAACCUGCAGCAGUAAAAUCGAUAAUGACCGAUAUUACAAGAGGCACGCUAGGUGCUACUAGUCAGCGUUAAGCGAAACGAUCUAUUCCGCAGCAUUACAUGCAUCUUACGCACACACUCACAAAUUGUAACAAGUAACUCCAUUGUACGUCUUCCAUUUGCUUGGACAAGAAAUUACCAGUGCAUAGCAUUAAGCCAUAACUGUAUAUGUAAACGAAGCUGUUUAAUCAAUAAACACGUUAAUAAAGUGUAGGAGCAGUCCAAUUGAGCUGCCUUCCAAUUACAA